CAACAGUCAGUGUCCUUCUCUCUAAAAUUCCCCAAAAACAAAAAAAAACAAAAAACAAAAAAAGAAAUCUCCAUUUCCUUCCAAAAUUCUCUCUCUCUACACUCAUCAAAAUCACUCUCUUUCUUUCUCUCUGUCUCUGUGUUUUUGGUGCAAUUACUGUACAAUCAAGAGAAACGCCGAUUUGAUUCAGAACCUCUAAUAAAACACAGAGCACCGAUCGCAACGAGCAUUGUUAUUUAUCGGUUCCCUGAGGGCUUGAAAAAGGCUCUGUCUUUUUUUGUUUUUCCGUUUUUUUUCUUCUUUCAGUUUUCUCUGUACGUUUGGUUCGAUCAUGGCCGUUAAUCCUCUGGCGGUGGGUGUGCCGACUGCGUCGCUGUACGUCGGAGACCUUAAUCCGUACAUCACCGAUGGUCAGCUGUACGAUGCUUUCAGUCAGUUCAAGUCCAUCACGUCCGUACGGAUCUGUAGGGACUCCACCGACGGCCAUUCUCUCUGCUACGGCUACAUCAACUUCAUCAACCCGCAAGAAGCAAUUCGAGCUAUUGACGUGAAGAAUAACUCUGAGGUGCAUGGAAAGGUUAUAAGGGUCAUGUGGUCGCAUCGUGAUCCUGAUGCGAGAAGAAGUGGAAUUGGGAAUGUGUUUGUCAAGAACUUGAGCGAAUCGAUUGAUAAUGUAGGGCUUCAAGAUAUGUUUAAGAAAUUUGGAAAUAUAUUGUCUUGCAAAGUCGCCACGUUUGAUGAUGGGAAGAGUAAAGGCUAUGGCUUUGUUCAGUUUGAGUCUGAGGAAUCUGCAAUUGCUGCUAUUGAGAAGCUAAAUGGCUCCACUGUGGGAGACAAACCUCUGUAUGUUGCCAAAUUUAUUAGAAAGAGCGAUCGAGUUUUGGCCAAUCCUGAUGUGAAAUAUACAAAUUUGUAUGUGAAGAAUUUGGAUACAAAUGUCAGGGAAGAGCUUGUGGAGGAAAAGUUCUCCGAGUUUGGGAAAAUUGUUAGCUUCGCUAUUACAAAGGAUGACAAUGGGAACUCUAGAGGUUUUGGGUUUGUAAACUUUGACAACCCAGAUGAUGCUCGACGAGCAAUGGAGGCAAUGAAUGGAUCACAACUGGGCUCCAAGAUUCUGUAUGUAGCAAGGGCACAGAAGAAGGCAGAGCGUGAGCAAAUGUUGCGUCGGCAAUUUGAGGAGAAACGAAAGGAGCAAAUGGUGAAAUUCAAGGGAUCAAAUGUGUAUGUGAAGAACAUUGAUGAUGAUGUCACUGAUGAAGAGCUGGUAGAACACUUCAGUCAGUGUGGCACAAUUACUUCUGCAAAGAUUAUGCGAGAUGAGAAAGGAAUAAGCAAAGGGUUUGGUUUUGUUUGCUUCUCUACCCCUGAGGAGGGCAAUAAGGCUGUGAAUACUUUUCACGGAUAUAUGUUUCAUCGGAAGCCAUUGUAUGUGGCUAUUGCUCAAAGGAAAGAGGAAAGACAAGCACAGCUGCAGCUUCAAUAUGCACAGCGUAUGGCAGGACUUGCUGGUCCUUCAACAGCAGUCAUCCCUGGUGGAUACCCUCCUAUCUAUUAUCAAGCUCCCUCUGGUGUUGUUCCACAAGUACCUCCUCGUCCGGGACUGAUGUAUCAGCCCUUGGGAUUGAGGCCAGGAUGGAGAGCCAACGGCUUUGCACCUUCGUCUGGGCCAGCCUAUCAACCACCACCGGUUUCUGUUAUGCCAAGACAACAUAGGCAAAACAGGGGAAGAAUGAACGGGCAUAUGCUUCCUCAGGGAAGUGCAUAUAUGCCACAUUUACAACAAUCCACUCAUCUGUCACACUCAGCAAAAGAUUCAAACAAUCAGCAGCGGCCGGUACAGGCUAAGUAUGUUCCUAAUGGUCGCCAACACGACAUGAAUAAAGGAUCAGGAGUCUCAACUAAUGCUUCCAAUUCUGUUGGAGGUGGGUCUCAAGGACCAGAGAUGCUGAGUAGCAUGCUUGCUGCUGCUUCUCCUGAGCAGCAGAAACAGAUACUUGGCGAGCAUCUCUACCCACUCGUCCAUAAACAUAAGCAUUUUCACUUGCAGCCCGACCUUGCCUCAAAAAUUACAGGGAUGCUGCUGGAGAUGGACAACUCAGAACUGCUGCUUUUGUUGGAGUCACCAGAGUCUUUGGAUGCCAAAGUGGGAGAAGCUGUUCAGGUGCUCAAGAUCUCCAAGACUAAAGUGUCUAACAAAGAUGCCAUUCAUCCUGGUUUUCUCUCCGCUGAGGUUGCGGUCAACUGAAAAACGCAACUGCAGGCGGGCAUGGUUAGAGGUUUUGUUGCUGCUCAAGCUUCAGGAGAUAAUUUUUUAUAUUUAAUUGGCACCUUUUCGGUCUUUGGCCCAUCACAAUGUUUUUUAGUUUUCUUCUCACAGCAGAGUAAUUUCUUUCUUUUAUAGAACAUUAAACGUUUCCUUGCUAGUAGUAACGAUAGAAGUGAUAAAGUUUUGGAACUUAAUAUUUUGGGGUUUUGGAACCAAAUUCUUUUAGUAUUUUGGCAUGUUUUGAUUUAAA
Prunus avium (sweet cherry) is the source of this 2516-nucleotide messenger RNA. It is a transcript of the gene PAB7, whose product is annotated as poly(A) binding protein 7. The record is from RefSeq and is a predicted model, not a curated record. Gene Ontology annotation, molecular function: RNA binding. Lineage: Eukaryota; Viridiplantae; Streptophyta; Magnoliopsida; Rosales; Rosaceae.